Molecule: messenger RNA, 1005 nt
Organism: Budorcas taxicolor (takin)
Lineage: Eukaryota; Metazoa; Chordata; Mammalia; Artiodactyla; Bovidae
Exons: 4
Coding region: 1-1005 (334 amino acids)
Biological process (GO): nucleosome assembly
Cellular component (GO): nucleosome
Molecular function (GO): protein heterodimerization activity; structural constituent of chromatin; DNA binding
Source: RefSeq, a predicted model, not a curated record
AUGUCUGGACGCGGCAAAGGCGGCAAAGGUCUGGGGAAAGGCGGCGCUAAGCGCCAUCGCAAGGUUCUGCGCGAUAAUAUCCAGGGUAUCACCAAACCUGCUAUCCGCCGCCUGGCUCGUCGUGGCGGUGUGAAGCGCAUCUCCGGGCUCAUCUACGAAGAGACCCGCGGGGUCCUGAAAGUGUUUCUGGAGAACGUGAUCCGGGACGCGGUCACCUACACCGAGCACGCCAAGCGGAAGACUGUCACCGCUAUGGACGUGGUCUACGCUCUCAAGCGCCAGGGCCGGAGAGAACCUAGUAUAAUGCAUAUACCUCUGGUUUGUGAUCACCCAUUUGUGAUGGCUCGUACUAAGCAGACCGCCCGCAAGUCCACCGGCGGCAAGGCGCCGCGCAAACAGCUGGCCACUAAAGCGGCCCGCAAGAGCGCGCCAGCCACCGGCGGCGUGAAGAAGCCGCACCGCUACCGGCCCGGCACGGUAGCUCUGCGAGAGAUCCGCCGCUACCAGAAGUCCACGGAGCUGUUGAUCCGUAAGCUGCCAUUUCAGCGGCUGGUGCGCGAGAUCGCGCAGGAUUUCAAGACCGACCUGCGCUUCCAGAGUUCGGCUGUGAUGGCGCUGCAAGAGGCGUGCGAGGCCUACCUUGUGGGGCUCUUCGAGGACACCAAUCUGUCCGCAGUUAUUGCGACAGCAGUCAUGUCUGGGCGUGGGAAGGGCGGUAAAGGCCUUGGUAAGGGGGGCGCUAAGCGCCAUCGGAAAGUCUUGCGGGACAAUAUCCAGGGUAUUACUAAGCCAGCUAUCCGACGUCUGGCUCGUCGUGGAGGCGUCAAACGUAUCUCCGGUCUUAUCUAUGAAGAGACUCGUGGGGUGCUGAAAGUGUUUCUGGAAAACGUGAUCCGGGACGCGGUCACCUACACAGAGCACGCCAAGCGCAAGACUGUUACCGCCAUGGACGUGGUCUACGCGCUCAAACGUCAGGGCCGUACCCUUUACGGUUUUGGUGGUUGA